AUGGCGGGCGCCCGCCGUGCCUCCGCCGUGUUAAACGCAAAGAAAUUAAGAGACCACUACGAGCAUCAGCAACAGCAUGGCCGCGUUCCACCUCCUCCCCCCCACCCCAUUUCGAGCUUCGAGCUUGGAUUUGGCAAUCCACCGUCGAGCCCCGUACCGUCGAGGUCCGUCGCGAAUGGUCCAUUAGCGCGUCUAUUCUCGUCGACGCCGGUGCCGGCAACACUCCAGGCCUGCCGCGAAGCCCGGAACCUAAAGCUCUACGCCAGGGCCUUUUGCGAGAUCGAUGCCGAAGGUCGCUAUGUCUGGGUCAACUGGGACAUGGACAUCAUCUCCAUCGGGACGAGCUAUUUUGAGUACUUCCACCCGCCUGCGCCGCCCAUUAAGCGGUUCAAGUUUGAGCGCGCCAACUCUGAGUCAGAAGGCGGAUUCUUUUCCCGCUCGGAAGUCAAGGAAUUGGAUGCUUUUGUCAACAUCAUGGAAAUCUUUGUCGUCUGUGCCGACGGUGGGAGAGAGUGGCAUGGCGCUCUCGAGGAUCACCACUCACACUGGCGCUGCGGUGAAGAGAACGUGUACCUGAUCGAUCCGUACGGGGGUAUCAGAUGAUGAAAGCCACCGAACUGGACGCCAUGAUGGACCAGGGAUUUAAGGAAUGGUGGGCAGAAGAGGGGAUUCAGUACCCCAGCGGCGAGCCUCUCGAUACGGCCUGCGACAUCAAUCCGGAUACCAAUGCCCUUCCGCAUAAUCAUGGAACGCUUCCGCCACGUGCUGGCCCGAUACCGCAAUUCCUCCCCCUGAUCGAUGGAUGACAGCCGGCGAAGAUCACGGCUUCAACUCCUCCGCCUCGUCGGACCAGAGAACCACAGGCGACUGGCG
Molecule: messenger RNA, 873 nt
Organism: Parathielavia appendiculata
Lineage: Eukaryota; Fungi; Ascomycota; Sordariomycetes; Sordariales; Chaetomiaceae
Exons: 2
Coding region: 1-603 (200 amino acids)
Source: RefSeq, a predicted model, not a curated record